AUGCCGGUUGCUAGUGGCGCAUCCAGAACGCGUCAGAAAAUUCCUGAAAGUUAUAGCCGCUUACAUCAGCACAUUCUGCGCGUUGGAGCCCUACGAAGUCCAUUCAAGGAUCCUGAAAGAAGACAUCCUCCACACCGCAGGUCAUUUUUAUCUGGUGUUUUUGUGAGUCCAUUGACGAAGGCCGCCUUCCCCUGCUUUCAGGGGCGCGAUUGUCACGCCAAUCUACAAACUGGUGGUCGACUAUCGCCUGGCAGCUACAGGCCUACAAGUCUCACUAGAGUGCCGUGCAAGACGAUGGAACCAAUUCUGAAGAGAGCUGUCCUAGACCAUCUUACUUCCAGCAGCCUGAUAUCUCCAGAUCAACACGGAUUUCUCUCAAACCGUUCUUGCGUGACAAACAUGCUUGUGUUUAUGGACAGCUUAACUCAAGCCAAGGACAAAGGGCUCAUAUUGGACGCCAUAUUUUGGACUUCUCAAAUUCCUUACUAUCCUACCAAGUUAGAGCGCGGAUUUACUGACCGGAAGGUCCGUGGUUCGAACCCGACCUCUGCCUCUCGACUUCCCCUGUCUAGGCCUGGGCAACCUGGCAGUAACCUAGCCGCUGUACUUUCUUGUAGUGGCGUGGCAGUUAGGCACCGAAAGGAUGCUACAGCUGAACGGUCCUCCAGAACUGCCAUCUGUGCAUGUGGUGUUGGGUUGGGGCUUUCCGGGGAGUUGGAAUGCUGCGUCUCUUCCGAGGGAACGACAUUCAUUGGGUCGUGUUCGGCACUGAUCAAAGACGUUCGACAAAGCGCUUGGACUCAGCAUAUCGUUGCACCCACCAGAUAUCGCCCAGGUCAGUUACCUUACUUGUAUUCGAUCAUCACCAACGAAAGACACCUCGAUCAGCGACCACUGCUGACUUUUGAUUUCAUCUGCUACUGGGCCAGAGAUCCCGAACCUCGAACGCACAAUUGGAUCAGCCUCAGUGGAAGACCUAAAUGGGACCAUUGUCCAGAAUGUUCCCGAGGCUGGCACGAUGUCAGUCUCAAAAAAUCAGAACGCUGUCGGAUGAUCCACAAGCUACCUAAAAGGAUUCGGCACCUUCUGGAAAAGUGGUUUCGACUUUUCCUCAAAAAAAGUUGA
Messenger RNA from Opisthorchis viverrini, 1125 nucleotides. RefSeq lists its product as hypothetical. The record is from RefSeq and is a predicted model, not a curated record. The transcript has 6 exons. The coding region runs from base 1 to 1125 and encodes 374 amino acids. NCBI's taxonomy places the organism in Eukaryota, Metazoa, Platyhelminthes, Trematoda, Opisthorchiida, Opisthorchiidae.